AUGGGCAAUGAUGGGGCCCAAGAUACCUCUACCUCUUCCGCUCGUCUUGCACGGACGGAAAGCAAAAAGCCACAUAUAUCUCCCUACCCGAACCAGGGCGCGUUUGACGAUGCAAUCCACAUGCCCACCCCCUCAGCCUAUCUGACCCCCCCUGGACUAAUAACACCACACAACAAACCCCCACGCCCGAUACCAAUUCGUAGCGAGUAUCAACCCGAUACUUAUUUCUUAGUUCGUGAUCUCACAAAUGGCGGCUUUACAAAUGAGCAAUCGGUGACAAUCACGAAAGCUAUCCAACAUAUCCUACAAAAGAACAUCGAUAUCGCAAAACAAUGUCUGAUUUCCAAAUCCACUGUCGACAACGAGUCCUACCAAUUCAAGGCAGCCUGCUCAGAAUUCCGAUCGUCCUUACGAACAGCGUAUAAUUUGGAAACGAAAAGACAACAUGCUUUGCGGAUACAAUUGGAGCAAGAAUAUGAUACUCUCUCGCAGCGUCUCACCCAAGAAAUUGUUGGCAUGAAAGAUAGUAUCAAGGGUAUGUUAAAUGAAUAUAGCAUUGCCACCCGAGAGGACCAACGGAUUAUCGACAUCUUGCUCCAGGAGCUUAAUUACAAAAUUAGUGUGUCACUAAACAGCGAUGGGAAGACCGCAAUCAAUAGUAUCAGAUGGAUGUUGACACGUCGCGCUGCCCUGACUAUUGCAUCUUGCGCUUGUGCGUCUUUAAUGCGUCUCGAAUAA
Penicillium manginii is the source of this 738-nucleotide messenger RNA. RefSeq names its product CCDC90 family protein. Gene Ontology annotation, cellular component: mitochondrion. The coding region runs from base 1 to 738 and encodes 245 amino acids. The record is from RefSeq and is a predicted model, not a curated record. The transcript has a single exon. NCBI's taxonomy places the organism in Eukaryota, Fungi, Ascomycota, Eurotiomycetes, Eurotiales, Aspergillaceae.